Molecule: messenger RNA, 3507 nt
Organism: Centropristis striata (black sea bass)
Lineage: Eukaryota; Metazoa; Chordata; Actinopteri; Perciformes; Serranidae
Gene: anpeplb
Product: alanyl (membrane) aminopeptidase-like b
Exons: 20
Coding region: 1-2841 (946 amino acids)
Biological process (GO): proteolysis; peptide catabolic process
Cellular component (GO): cytoplasm
Molecular function (GO): peptide binding; zinc ion binding; metalloaminopeptidase activity
Source: RefSeq, a predicted model, not a curated record
AUGUCCAAAAACGCCGUCAUAUCCAAGGCUUUCGCGGCUGCUUUUGCUAUCCUGACCGUCUCUGUCAUUGUUGGCAUUGUCGGCAUGAUUAUUUAUUACAACAAAGAGAUCUCUACGAUGAACCCGACGGUCCGUCCAAUAAUCACGUCCACCACCGUCGCUCCUCCACCUAAAACAAGGCUGCCACAGAAUGUCAUACCUCACAGCUACAAGGUCUUUCUCCAGCCUCACCUCUACACCCGAAUCAUUGAGAAGAUCAACGUCACCAGUCCCAACCAGACGUACGUCUUCACCGGGAACUCUACCGUCAACUUUCAUUGUGUCAACGUUACUCGCAACAUCUACCUCUACAGCCUUGACCUGAAAAUUUCUAAAGCAGUGGUGAUGGACGAAGAUAAAAAUAAGAUGAUCCCGGUUACUGCAGUAAAUAACACCAACACGGUCCAUAACUUCCUGGAGAUCAAGUUAAAUAAGGAUCUGGAGGUAGGAGGGAACUACAGUUUGUUUUUGGCUUUCGAAGGAGAAAUGCUCAACGUUCCUGACUCGUUGUAUGUAAGCACAUAUAUCGAAGGGGUUCCAGCUAGUGAAGAUGAUACAAAUACAGAGAGAUUCCUUGCCGCCACCAAUCUGCAACCAACAAAUGCCAGGAGAUUGUUUCCUUGUUUUGAUGAACCAGAACUGAAGGCAAAGUUUAAUGUGACCAUUAUCCAUAGGAUAAACACGAUUGCUCUAGGGAAUGCGGAAAGAAAAGACUCCCUUAUUAUCGACGAUGACUGGAUCUACACCAGUUUUCAUCCAACACCGGUGAUGUCAACAUACUUGUUCGCCUUCACGGUUUCAGAGUUCAAAGACUCAACGCCCUCCUCACAUGAGCGUGUGGAAAUUAACACAUAUGCUCGUCCUGAAGCCGUUAAAGCAGGACACACUCAAUAUGCAGCCAACAUCACCGGAAAGAUUCUCAAGUUCUUCGAGGACUAUUUUGGAAUUGAGUAUGAACAGAAAAAGCUAGAUCAAAUUGCACUGCCAGACUUAUAUCCUCUAGCAAUGGAAAACUGGGGACUGAUCACAUACCAGGAGGGAAGCCUGCUCUUUGAGGAAGGAGUGUCCUCGUUGUUGCACAAGGAAGACAUCGCAAAUCUCAUUGCACAUGAACUGGCACACCAGUGGUUUGGAAAUCUGGUGACGAUGAAAUGGUGGAAUGAGAUCUGGCUGAACGAGGGCUUCGCCAACUACAUGUCGGUCCUUGCAAUAGACGCUGUUGAGCCUACAUUUAAAUUAAAAGACAUAUACAUCAUGUUUACCCUCCACACAGCCUUUGAACAGGAUGCUCUGGCCUCAUCCCAUCCGCUCAGUCCUUCACAGCAAGAAGUCCAGGAUAGUGAUGAGAUCCAUGAGAUGUUUGACUCGAUAACCUACUGCAAGGGGGAGGCUGUGCUGAGAAUGCUGGUAGACAUUGUGGACGAAAGGGUUUUCAUCAAAGGAAUCAGAAGUUAUCUCUCAGACUUCAAGUUUAAAAACACAGACCAGAAUGACCUCUGGGAAUAUAUACAAAAGGCCGAGCAUAUGGAUGGUGGUCACACUGAGGUUGCCAAAGUGAUGAACACCUGGACCAAGCAAAUUGGCUAUCCUGUCAUCACCAUCAACACCACCACUGGAGAAGUCUAUCAGAAGCACUUCCUGUUCAAUGAAUCUUCUGAAUCCAGUCUUUGGUGGUAUGUCCACAUCAGAGUCAUGUCCGAAACAUCUAAACCUACAUUCGUCUGGUUGGAAUCCCGCGAAACAGUUAAGAAAGACGAAUUCAUUUCCAAAAGUGAAGAGUGGAUCCUGGCAAACAUCAACUGUACUGGAUACUACAGAGUCAACUACAACCCAGAGAACUGGGAACGCCUCCUGACUCAGCUGGAGACAAAGCCAGAUCGGAUCCCACUGAUGAACAGAGGGCAGCUUGUCGAUGAUGCAUUUAACUUGGCAAGGGGCAAACUAGUUGAAGUGACUCUCGCUCUGAAGUCAACUCGCUUCCUUCGCAAUGAGACAGAGUUCAUUCCCUGGGAAUCAGCAGUCAGGAACCUUGAGUACUUUGUCCUCAUGUUCGACCGCUCCGAGGUUUAUGGACCCAUGCAGGCUUACCUCCGGGAACAGGUCACAGGCCUGUACGGCUUCUUCAACAACUACACAGACAAUUGGCAAGUUCCAAAGGAUCAUUCGUUACAGCACAACCAGAUUCUCGCCAUACAGGUGGCGUGUUCCAAUGGACUCCCAGAAUGCUUAAAGAUGGUUACAAGGAUGUAUUCCCAGUGGAUGCACACCAACGGCACUAACCGUAUCCACCCCAACCUGCGGUCUGUAAUCUACUGCCAAGCUGUGGCUGCUGGUGGGAGGGAAGAGUGGGAGUUUGCCUGGACCAAGUAUCAGAACUCCAGCGACACCUCAGAGAAAGACCAGCUCCGUGAAGCUCUGGCUUGCACCAAGAAGAUCUGGCUGCUCAACAGAUACCUGGAGUACACCUUGAACCCUGAGAAGAUACGUCUAAUGGAUGUCACUUCCACGAUUAACUCCAUAGCCAGGAACGUGGCGGGGCAGGCGCUGGCCUGGAACUUUAUCAGAGCUCACUGGGAAUAUGUUAAUCAGUGGGAUGCAGCCACGCUGAUUGAGGGAGUGACCAGCAGGUUCUCAACCCAAUUUGAACUGGAGGAGCUGCAGCGUUUUGCAAAAGACUAUGAUCUGCGUGCUGCUACCAGGGCAGUGGAACAGGCCAUAGAGCAAACCCAAGUCAACAUCCAGUGGGUCGGCAAGAACAAAGAUAUUAUACUGGAGUGGUUUGAAAGAGAAACAGCUAAGUAAAGUGGAAAAACACUGUUGUAGAACCUCACAGAUCUGUAGUGCUGGCGGUUUGUAUUUCUGCAGCUCAACACUCCUCCACUGAAUCCACCUCAAAAACAACAAAAAACAUUGAAGACUGAAUCUUUGCCUAGGAAAUAAUCAUGAAAUAAGACAUUCAAUUUCCAACCAAACAAUAAGACUGAUUGUACUAUAGUGCUGACACAGAGAAAUGUAGCACAGUAAAAGUAAAAACACAGUGUUUAUAUUUAUAUACAUUUUUGCACAUGAUGCUGAUACAGCAUCUGACAAUUUAUAAAACUAUUAAAGUUUAGUUGUAUGUUUGAAAAUGUUUCAUGUUUGAUACAAAUUAUAACUUAUAUACUUUUGAAAAUCAGUUUUUCUUGUUGCUUUUGAUUAUCAGCUUUUCUUUGCAAUAAAAACAUUUUAUUAAUCUCCUCAAAUAUGUAUUUGUAGGACAAACAGAAGGAUACAACAGCUGAAAUUUUCCAGUAUUUUUAUGUUGCCAUUUUCCAAAUCACCUUCUCAAGGAUUGCACAAGUCAGAGCCAAAGGACAGAACUUCCUCUAUUUGUUAUAUGUCUAUAUGUGUAUUUUAUUGUAAUCAAGGAACCAAAUUAUUCUUGUAUGUUGCUGAAAUUGUUAUUUUUAAUAAUAAAACUUGGGCAUU